ACCAUCUUAUAUCUCAUUGGCCCAGCUAAACAGAAAUCAUUGAAUGUCAAAAUCAUUCCAAUAUAUUUUUGUUGCUUCAAUAACAGUCAGCAGUUUUCGUUGUGAUAAAGUGACUUUCAUAUUACUGCAAUAAAUAUUCGCGAACAAAAUGCUUGGAUUCGAAAAUUUUCCGGAAUAUGAAGUGCCUGGAGUGCGCCAGGUCCAGUUCUAUCCCUACGAAUCGAAUGGCGGGAGUGUAGUGGCAAUUGCCGGAGAUGACUUCGCCGUUAUUGGCGCGGACACUCGUUUGAGUUCGGGUUAUUCAAUCCAUACGAGAACCCAGAACAAACUGUUCCGGAUGUCGGAGAAAACUGUGCUAGCCUCUACUGGCUGUUGGUGUGAUACGCUUGCCCUAACCAGUCUAGUUAAAGUGAGAAUGCAGAUGUACAAGGAUCAACAUCAGAAGAAUAUGUCCACGCCAGCGGUUGCACAAAUGUUGUCGAUUCUGAUGUACAACCGGCGCUUCUUCCCCUACUAUGUUUCCAACGUUUUGGCUGGGCUGGACGAGGAAGGGAAAGGUGUGAUCUACAGUUACGAUCCGAUUGGACACUGCGAAAAGACAACUUAUCGUGCGGGUGGAUCUGCUGGUCCGCUGCUACAACCGGUGCUCGAUAAUCAAAUUGGACUGAAGAAUAUGGUCGGAGUCGAGCCAGAGCCGGUGAAGCUGGAAAAAGCUAUCUCUAUAAUUAAGGAUACAUUCAUAUCUGCAACUGAGAGGGAUAUCUACACGGGGGAUUCGGUUAUGAUCAAUAUUAUCACGAAGGAUGGCAUUAAGGAAGAGGUGGUUCAACUGAGAAAGGAUUAAGUGGAAACGUGCUGAGGGAUUUAUUUGUAUUUCAAACGAUUGAAUGUAUCCAAUAAACUAAAUUGUAAAACGUAGAA
Molecule: messenger RNA, 921 nt
Organism: Toxorhynchites rutilus septentrionalis
Lineage: Eukaryota; Metazoa; Arthropoda; Insecta; Diptera; Culicidae
Gene: Prosbeta6
Product: proteasome subunit beta type-1
Exons: 2
Coding region: 149-844 (231 amino acids)
Cellular component (GO): proteasome core complex
Source: RefSeq, a predicted model, not a curated record